GCCAACUGCUGUUCUUCAAGCAGCUCACAGACAGCUCCUCUAAGUUUUCCUCUCCUGGUCUGGUGCAGUUUUCUCCUCUAACAGGAGCCUGGACCAAGUGGAUCACUCUGUCCUGUACCUGUUCAGAGAAGGAGAGAGAGGGAAGAGGGUGGAGGCAGAAGAGAAGAGAGCACAGAACUGAGUGCCUAAGGAUUGUGGAAGUUCUGGAACUAAAGUGGGGCCACAGUGGAGUCACAACACAAAGUUGUGUAGCAGAUACAACCGUUUCUGGAAUAUUUGGUGGUGAUUAAAGGAGAGGACGUAUCUUUCCAGGAUUUAAAAGCUUUGUCCCGGGCGGGACAGUAGGACAGUAUGGCGGCCAACGGUGAGCCGGCGAUGGCUGCGUUGACGUCGUUCAUCAUGAACGAAGAGGAGCUGAAGAGGAAGCAGAGGGAGAAGUUGAAGAAGAUGCAGGCGACGGGGGGUAACCCUCGCCCCGCCCGAUCCCUCUUCUUCUUCACUCUCAAAAACCCUUUCAGAAAAGCCUGCAUUAACAUCGUAGAGUGGAAACCCUUUGAGAUCAUCAUCCUGCUGACCAUCUUUGCCAACUGUGUGGCCUUGGCUGUGUUCCUACCCAUGCCUGAAGAUGACAACAACGCUACCAACACCAGCCUGGAGAGUCUGGAGUAUAUCUUCCUGGUGAUCUUUACGUUAGAGUGCUUUCUGAAGAUAAUAGCGUACGGCUUUGUAUUCCACGAGGGAGCCUAUCUACGGAACGCUUGGAACUUACUGGACUUCGUCAUUGUCUUCAUGGGCCUCUUCACCAUCGCCCUGGACACCAUCAACUAUCUAGCAGGCAUUCACAUGGAGAAGGGAGGAGGGUUAGAUAUGAAGGCCCUCAGAGCAUUCAGGGUGCUCAGGCCCCUACGUCUCGUAACUGGAGUCCCCAGCCUGCAGGUGGUGAUGAACUCUAUCCUGAAGGCAAUGCUGCCCCUGCUGCACAUUGGCCUGCUGGUCUUCUUCAUGGUCACCAUCUACGCCAUCGUAGGUCUGGAGCUCUUCAAGUGUAAGAUGCACAAGACCUGCUACUGGACCGGCACAGACAUCAUGGCUACAUUAGAGAACGAGAGGCCCGCCCCCUGUGCCCAGGCCGGUAACGGGCGCCGCUGCCUCCUCAACGGGACAGAGUGUCGUUCAGGCUGGGCGGGGCCAAACUUCGGCAUCACCCACUUUGACAACUUUGGUUUCGCCAUGCUCACCGUCUUCCAGUCUAUCACUAUGGAGGGCUGGACCGAUGUGCUCUACUGGGUGAACGAUGCCAUAGGGAACGAGUGGCCCUGGCUCUACUUCGUGACUCUGAUCCUAAUUGGAUCCUUCUUCGUGCUCAAUCUGGUCCUGGGUGUUCUCAGUGGAGAGUUCACUAAGGAGAGAGAGAAGGCUAAGUCCCGAGGGGAGUUCCAGAAGUUGAGGGAGACCCAGCAGCUGGAUGAGGACCUGAAGGGUUACAUGGAAUGGAUCACUCAGGCUGAGGUCCUAGACAACGAGCAGGAGGGGAAAGGACUACUGCCUUUGACGGAGGCAGACACAGACAGUCUGAUAGGGAUGGAGGGUGAGAGCCGGAUGGUGUACUAUUAUCGUCUGGCUCGUCGCUGGAACCGGUUCUUCAGGAUGAAGUGUCUCGUCUAUGUAAAAUCGAAGACAUUUUAUUGGUCUGUGAUUCUGGUGGUCUUCCUGAAUACUAUUGCCAUCGCUAGUGAACAUCACCACCAGUCAGACAUGCUUACUACUGUACAAGACAAUGCCAACAAGGUGCUGCUGACCCUGUUUGCGCUGGAGAUGUUUGUGAAGAUGUACGCUCUGGGCCUGCCUCAAUACUUCUUGUCCCUGUUCAACCGCUUCGACUUCUUCGUGGUGAGCGUGGGCAUCCUCGAGAUCAUCCUGGUCACUGCUGACGUCAUGUCCCCUCUCGGCAUCUCUGUCCUCCGCUGCAUCCGCCUGCUGAGACUGCUCAAGGUCACCAAGUAUUGGACCUCCCUCAGUAACCUGGUUGCCUCCCUGUUAAACUCAGUCCGUUCCAUCGCCUCGCUGCUCCUCCUCCUCUUCCUCUUCAUCGUCAUCUUCUCCCUGCUGGGCAUGCAGGUGUUCGGGGGGAAGUUCAACUUCCCAGACCAGGAGAUCAGACGCAGUAACUUUGACAACUUCCCCCAGGCGCUCAUCAGUGUCUUCCAGGUUCUGACAGGGGAGGACUGGAACUCCAUCAUGUAUAAUGGUAUCAUGGCUUACGGUGGACCAGUCUUCCCUGGCAUCCUAGUCAGCAUCUACUUCAUCAUCCUCUUCACCUGUGGAAACUACAUCCUCCUCAACGUGUUCCUGGCCAUCGCUGUUGACAACCUGGCAGAAGCAGAGAGCCUGACGGCCGCCCAGAAAGACAAGGCAGAGGAGAGGAAGAGGCGGAAACUGCUCAGGGCCAACAUGCCAGACAAGGCUGACGAGGAGAAGGUUCUGCUGGCUAAGAAACUGGCUGAACAGAGAGCAAAGAUGGAGGGGAUUCCCACCACUGCUAAGCUGAAAGUUGAUGAGUUUGAAUCCAAUGUGAAGGAAGAGAAGGAUCCCUUCCCUUCAGCAGACUUCCCAGGUGAUGACGAGGAGGAGGAGCCUGCUAUCCCUGAGAGCCCACGGCCUCGACCAAUGGCUGACCUCCAGCUGAAAGAGGAAGAGGUUCCUAUGCCGGAGACCUACUCCUUCUUUAUCUUCGGGCCGGAGAACAAGUUUCGUAAGCUGUGUCAUAGGAUCGUCAAUGCCACCCCCUUCACCAACUUCAUCCUGCUCUUCAUCCUCCUCAGUAGCAUAUCACUGGCCGCUGAGGAUCCCAUAGACCCCAAGUCAUUCAGGAAUAAGGUCUUGGCAUAUGCUGAUAUCGUCUUCACCACUGUGUUCACCAUUGAGAUUGUGUUGAAGAUGACAGUGUAUGGAGCCUUCUUGCAUCCAGGCUCUUUCUGCCGUAACUCCUUCAACAUGCUGGACCUGCUGGUGGUGGGCGUGUCUCUGUUGUCCAUGGGAAUGGAGUCCAGUGCCAUCUCAGUGGUGAAGAUUCUCAGGGUGUUGAGGGUGCUGAGGCCUCUAAGGGCUAUUAACAGAGCCAAGGGCCUGAAGCACGUGGUUCAGUGUGUGUUUGUAGCCAUCAAAACCAUCGGCAACAUCGUCCUGGUCACCAUGCUGCUAGACUUCAUAUUCUCCUGCAUAGGGGUCCAGCUCUUCAAGGGUAAAUUCUACACUUGCUCAGACCCCUCCAAAAUGACAGAGGUCACGUGCCGGGGUAUGUUCCUGGAGCACCAGGAGAACAGUCUUCAGGAGAUGGUGUUGGCCUCCAGGGAGUGGAUCAGCAGUGACUUUAACUUUGACAACGUCCUCAACGGCAUGCUGGCUCUGUUUACCGUGUCCACGUUCGAAGGGUGGCCACAGCUGUUGUAUAAAGCCAUAGACUCAGACAGGGAGGAUAUGGGCCCAGUCUACAACAACCGUGUGGAUAUCUCCAUCUUUUUCAUCGUCUACCUCAUCCUCAUCGCCUUCUUCAUGAUGAACAUCUUCGUCGGCUUCGUCAUCGUAACCUUCCAGGAGCAGGGAGAGUCUGAGUAUAAGAACUGUGAGCUCGACAAGAACCAGCGUCAGUGUGUGCAGUAUGCUCUGAAGGCCAAGCCUCUGCGGUGUUAUAUCCCUAAGAACCACUAUCAGUACAACGUGUGGUACAUAGUCACCUCCUGCUACUUUGAGUACGCCAUGUUCUUCCUCAUCAUGCUCAACACACUGUGUCUCGGCAUGCAGCACUGUAACCAGUCAGCCCACGUGACCAAGCUGUCUGACACUCUGAACAUGAUCUUCACUGUCCUCUUCACGGUGGAGAUGAUCCUAAAACUCAUUGCCUUCAAAGCUAAGGGCUACUUUGGAGACCCGUGGAACGUGUUUGACUUCCUCAUCGUCAUCGGCAGUGUUGUCGAUGUCAUCCUGAGUGAGGUCGACGCUGCCUUGGCCUCUAGUGGAGGACUGUACUGUCUCCAUGGCUGUGCUCAGACAAACCCUAUGCAGGCCAUUGCGGAUUCUGAGAAUGCCAGAGUGUCCAUCACAUUCUUCCGUCUGUUCCGUGUGAUGCGUUUGGUUAAACUACUAAACAGGUCAGAGGGCAUCCGUAACCUGCUGUGGACCUUCAUCAAGUCUUUCCAGGCUCUACCCUACGUGGCUCUUCUGAUCGUCAUGCUCUUCUUCAUCUACGCAGUCAUUGGGAUGCAGGUGUUUGGAAAGAUAGCCUUAGUGGAUGGCACACAGAUCAACCGCAACAACAACUUCCAGACAUUCCCCCAAGCUGUCCUGCUGCUAUUCCGUUGUGCGACAGGGGAGGCGUGGCAGGAAGUGAUGGUGGCCAGUAUGUACGGCAAGAAGUGUGACCCCAAGUCUGACUUCCUACCUGGGGAGGAGUACACCUGUGGAGCCAGCUUCGCUGUCUUCUACUUUAUGUCCUUCUAUAUGCUGUGUGCAUUCCUGAUCAUCAACUUAUUCGUGGCUGUGAUCAUGGACAACUUUGACUACCUGACACGUGAUUGGUCCAUCCUGGGUCCUCAUCAUCUGGAUGAGUUCAAGAAGAUCUGGGCCGAGUACGACCCAGAUGCCACGGGGCGUAUAAAACAUCUGGACGUGGUAACACUACUGCGAAGGAUCCAGCCUCCGCUAGGCUUUGGGAAAUUCUGUCCGCAUCGCUCAGCCUGCAAGCGUUUAAUAUCCAUGAACAUGCCCCUGAACAGCGAUGGCACAGUCACCUUCAAUGCCACCCUGUUUGCCCUGGUCAGGACUGCCCUCAAGAUAAAGACUGAAGGUGUCGAAGGUAACUUUGAGCAGGCCAAUGAAGAGUUGAGAGCCAUUAUAAAGAAGAUCUGGAAACGCACCAGUAUGAAACUGCUGGACCAGGUCAUCCCACCAAUCGGAGAUGACGAGGUGACGGUGGGAAAGUUCUACGCCACCUUCCUGAUCCAGGAUCAUUUCCGUAAGUUUAUGAAGCGUCAAGAGGAGUACUAUGGCUACCGGCCCACCAAGAAGAGUGCUAAUGGGAGUGCUCCAGAGAUGCAGGCUGGUCUGAGGAGUAUAGAGGAGGAGGCAGCUCCAGAGCUUCACAGGGCCAUCUCAGGAGACCUGCUGAAUGAGGAGGAGAUGGAGAGAGCCAUGGAGGAGUCUCUGGAGGAAGGCAUCUACAGGCGCCAGGGUGGUCUGUUCGGGGACUAUUCAGACCCGUCCUCCACAGAGACCAGCAGUGUCCUGCCCUCCCACAUGGCUAGCCAGCGUCCCCUACAGCUAUCAGAGAACCGCCCCGAGGAGGCUGAGUUGCCCCUCGGUCGCUCAGACUCCGUGUUCCUCCCCGAUACAGAGUUCUUUCCCCUGACCCCCACCAAACACAACAGCAACAACAACGCGUUUUCUUAUGAGAGAGAGGAGAGUCCGAAAGUGAGCAGGCACCAUUCCAGAGUGGACACAGAGCGCAGCUCUCCAGAUAGCAGACACUUCUCUGAGAUCAGUGAGAAACCAAUCAGAACAGACAUCACUCAGUUCCCCUAUGACCUCAAAUACGGUGAGAGCCAGUCUCUCCCCAGCUUUUCCCAAGCUAAAGGGGAGGCUACAGAGGAAGCUGAAGGGGCCACAGGAGGCUCUGUGUCUGCACCUGCCGCUGACCAGCUGAUCAAAGAGGUCUUAGUGGUUGGCGGUCUUGGCGACCUGGCCAAUGACGAUUCGUUUGUGGCGGUGACUCGUAAUGAAAUGGCCGAGGCGAUGCGCAUGCCCAUGUGCCACUUUGAAGACGUGGCCCUGGGACUCCUCAACGGGCGCAGUGGCCGCGCAACCUCCGCCACGAGGAAGAAGAUCCCAAUCCCUGUGCCCCCUUCCGCCCCCGACCGGCCCUCUAGGUCUACAGAGCUGAAACCGAAACCCCAGGAGCAGAGAAAGAAGCGCCUCGUUACACCCUUUAAACAACACCUGAAGGGGGAAGAGGCAGACACCAAAGUGUAGAGAGUCUGUCAUCGGAGUGCCCAUGACGACAGUGGCCUUAUCUUGUGACAUGAUAUGACACUUGACUUGACAAGGCUGUGUUGUAGUUGGUGACAUCACACACUCACAGCAUUAACAAAUCCUGAUUAGUUGCCGUGGCGAUGAGAUCAAUCCACUAACCAUAGUUUCCAAUGGAGACUGGAGGAAAUAGGCUAACCAGGGUUGAUGGCCGAGUUGCUAGGCUCUAGCUGGUUGGCUGUUCAGGAUUUAACAUGUUAUUCCACUGUGGUUGAUUCUUGUCAAUUCCGAUUAAAUUAUUGAAUCAGAUUCAUGAUUCUUAUGGAAAACGAAUCGACAAAGGAAAAGGAAUAUUCUGCUACGGUAAUACAUUUUAAUCUUCUCAGUUCCGCCAUAUUUAUUUCAACAAAUUAAAAAAUAACUUAUCACAGAGUGCACAGGUUCAUGAACCUCUUUCUUUGUUAUACUGUUGGUUGACGUAAUAAUCUACGUCUAGUGGUUAGACAGAACAACUAUGUCCAGUCUGCUGUGCUUCUUACUAAAACCCUAACUAAUGUCCUGUACACACUGUGUUUCUUACUAAAACCCUAACUAAUGUCCUGUACACACUGUGUUUCUUACUAAAACCCUAACUAAUGUCCUGUACACACUGUGUUUCUUACUAAAACUCUAACUAAUGUCCUGUACACACUGUGUUUCUUACUAAAACCCUAACUAAUGUCCUGUACACACUGCAGGAUAGCAUUUUUUGUCAUGAAUCUUGUUCUGGAGGCGGUGCUGCAGUGGUCACUAGCGAGAAUUACAAUAUAUAUUUUUUAACUUAACCCUAACCUUAAAUUAAGACCAAAAAGCUCAUUUUGACUUUGCAGCUGGCCUAUCUAAGGGGAAAUCGUUCCGUUCUGCCUCCAGGACAAGACACAUGACAAUAAACGUCAACAUGCGCACACACGCAACUUGUACACGUAUUGUGUGCAUGGUGACAAAUGGGAACUCUGGGAAAAAAACAAGGUAAAAUCAUAUCAGAGCUCUAGAAAGAUUUAUUAUUUUACCAGGUAAGUUGACUGAGAACAUGUUCUCAUUUACAGCAACAGCCUGGGGAAUAGUUACAGGGGAGGGGAAUGAGCCAAUUGUAAACUGGCGAUUAAUAGGUGACUGUGAUGGUUUGAGGGCCAGAUUGGGAAUUUAGCCAGGACACCAGUUUAAUGUCCCAUCCAAAAGACACUCCCUACACAGGGCAGUGUGUAAGGUCAUUGCCCUGGGGAAUUGGGAUAUUUAUUUUAGACCAGAGGAAAGAGUGCCUCCUACUGGCCCUCCAACACCACUUCCAGCAGCCUCUGGUCUCCCAUCCAGGGACUGAAUAGGACCAACCCUGCUUAGCUUCAGAAGCAAGCCAGCAGUGGGAUGCAGGGUGGUAUGCUGCUGCCAAUAUGAGAUGCCUGAGUUUCCGACUUGGAAUUCGGAGCUCGUUUUUUCCCAAGUUGUCUUGAAGGCACGGAAGUCGGAGAUUUCUGAGUUACCAGUUGUUUUGAACGCAGCAAAAGUCUGUGAGUGGAGACAGGGGUGUCCCGGCAAGGGCUGAAGGGGGAAAAAGGAGGUGAGAAAGGAAGCCAUUUUGGGUUUCAGUGAGUUUCUAUUUAUCUGGGACAACUGCAACUGUUGCGUUUGAACGGUUUAGUUCAAUCUUUUGAAAAGAGUCUCUCCUGUUAAAACAUCCAGGAUGCAAGGAAACGCUUAGUACACACUCAGAUUGUACACCUGAUGCACAACACAUUUUACACAAUGGUUGUGAUACAUCAAACAGUUUUGAUGAAGCCUCACCAUAGAGAUAGAGGACUCUGCAUGGAUAUCACCCGGUUUUAGCAUGGACAGUGCCAUUGAGGGCUUCCACCAUUUUAAAGUGGUUAACUGGGUGGGGACUCCCACGAGUUGGGAGCAAUCAGUCACUGAAGAACAUGAGCUACUUUAAAAUGGAGAUAGCCUCAAUAGCACUGCUGUCACAGACACUAUAAUGGAGCAGUAUACAAAGAUGAGUCUAUCUCAGUGAGCCUCACUGUUUGUGUUCUUAAAGGCAACGUCCUUAAUUUAUGUCGUUAAAGGGAGGACUUGCCAUCUUUUAACUUUAUUUAUACUUGUCUUCAUUUAAUCGAGACUUGUAAAACACAGUUUCCUUGGUGCUCAACCUCCCACUGUGGGUUUGGGCACUUUUUUAAGAGGUUUCUUUUUUUUAACGUGUUAAACAUUUCUUUGUACUUUUAAUUUAUUAGUUAUUAUUGUAUUAUCAAUGUUUGAAUACUCACUGAAAUAGGUGUAUAGGGGAGAGUGGGGUAAGAGGAGAAAAUGUUUCAUUCAGCAUCACUCUGUAAAGGGAAAUAUAUUAUUUCUAACAAAAGGUAUCUACAUAUAUUUCAGGAUGUUGCGCAUCCCUUGAAAUAAUCACAAUUCAUGUAAAAAUUAGUUUUGAAAACAUAGCUUGUCCAAAAAAAAAGUGAUCUCUUGGAACAACUUACCCCGGGUUAAGCCACCAACACAUUUCUGUACUGAAUGAAAUAUUACCUUUUUAAAACCAUGUCUAUCUUCAUUUCCAAACACAAUGACAAUCACUGUCUUUUAAUCAUAUUUUACCCCAAGUUUAACGCCUAACAAACACUUUGUACUUUCUUUUUAAUGCUUUGCAUUAUGCUUGGGAAGAAAACACAUGCUCACUUACCCCAAGACAAACAUUUUGGUUUAGAUACAAGCAUCAUGAAACCUCAAAUUCAUUUGACUUGCUGAAAAUCUGUUUUUUGGUCCUAACUUGCUUACCACUUUUUACAUGUGGUUUCUUCCUUCACAGACUCCAUAAAAUGACAUUUUCCUAAAUAUUUGGUCAAGUUAUACAUUUUGUUUGGGGUUUCCUAGAAACAAGGGAGGCUCAACUUACCCCUUUUGCUCAACUUAUCCCACUCUCCCCUACUGGUAUUUAGCACUUAUCUAACAGAUCACAUUGUAUUUAAUAUAAACCAGAGAUUUUGUUAAAUGAGAUUCAUAUGUAUUAAUGACCAGAGGUUAAAAUUAAGUUGAAAGUAAGAAAAAAAUGUAAUAAAGGCGAUUCAGGAUUUUAAGUGGUGCUGAAGUUAGUCUAGACUUGAUCAAUGCAAGAGUUGUUAGUCAUAUCAGCAUACCUGGCGUAUGGUGGAUUUAGCAUGAAGGCCCACAUAGGGGAUUAACUGGUUUUGUACAAAACUUUGCACAUUUUUUGUCUGGGGAAGGAUCUCAAAACUAUUUUGCUUGAUUCCUUGCGAGCUCUUUCCUCACCUUCUCCUGAAAAUGUAAGUUGCAAGCAAGGAGAGCAUUGGAGAAGAUCUGAUGUUUUGAGGAUGCAAAGAAAGACCGAAUCAAGGAAAAUACCUUUGAGAUUCACCCCAGGUCUGUUUUUUUUUUUUUUAGUUACCUUAACAGGUCUUAAAGGAGUUAUUUUUCACUUCAUCCUCGUUGGCCAUUUCUGCCUUAGUAACCGGUUUGUCUUUAAAAAGAACGCUGCAUAAAUCAGACAUUAAGUAGUGGGUGGGACAGCUUCUAACCCUGCUAUAACAUGUAUACCCAUCUUCUAAUAUGUGCCUUUCAACAAAAUGUUUUUUUUUCUUCAUGUCAGUCAGAUGGAGCUUACAAUGGCAAAACAAACAAAUAAAACAUCCAAAAUAUA
Salvelinus fontinalis (brook trout) is the source of this 9703-nucleotide messenger RNA. RefSeq names its product dihydropyridine-sensitive L-type skeletal muscle calcium channel subunit alpha-1-like. Bases 352 to 6024 code for a protein of 1890 amino acids. Gene Ontology annotation, molecular function: calcium ion binding; high voltage-gated calcium channel activity. The transcript is spliced from 45 exons. NCBI's taxonomy places the organism in Eukaryota, Metazoa, Chordata, Actinopteri, Salmoniformes, Salmonidae. Gene Ontology annotation, cellular component: membrane; voltage-gated calcium channel complex. Gene Ontology annotation, biological process: calcium ion import across plasma membrane. The record is from RefSeq and is a predicted model, not a curated record.